Platichthys flesus (European flounder) is the source of this 7135-nucleotide messenger RNA. Its product is annotated as neurturin. The transcript is spliced from 4 exons. Lineage: Eukaryota; Metazoa; Chordata; Actinopteri; Pleuronectiformes; Pleuronectidae. The coding region runs from base 1434 to 2108 and encodes 224 amino acids. The record is from RefSeq and is a predicted model, not a curated record. Gene Ontology annotation, molecular function: growth factor activity; receptor tyrosine kinase binding; glial cell-derived neurotrophic factor receptor binding.
UCAUCCUCUCAUAGAGCUGACUUUGCUUUGCUAAUUCUACAAUAUGUCUAUUCUGGUGCUUAAUGAACCCAUGAUGUGCUCUGGAAAAAUAAGUUUGCCCAGUGUUGUUUACACACUUUGGACAGUUUAUUGUGGAGCUGAAAUAUAGAGAAAAGUCCCAAGUCUCCCUGCAUGCUGAAGAGUCCUUGAGCAAGGCACUGAGCCUCAAAUUGCCAUACCAGUGAUGUAUGAUCAAGGGUAUGAACAAGAGGUUUGAGUGGUCAUCACUCAAUCAUGACUUAAUUUUGUCAGACUAGCAAAGUGCUAUAUAAAUACUGAACCUUUACCAUUAACAUCAGUUCAAUCAUCUGACGAUGUGGUUAGGUCUAACUAGGGUUAGGGUUAGUUCGAUUUUUGGAUCGUUUAGAUUAGAAAAACCUUAAUUGUCAUGAAACAAUGCUAAUCACUUUUUUAAGUUUAGAUAAUAUGGUCAUGGUCAAAUUACAUCCAGAAGAAGCGUCUGUAAGAAAUUGUGUCACGAAGGGUGGUCCGCAAUUGCUAAGUCCCACAUUCCAGGUUCAAAGUCCACAUAGGAAUUUAUUCAACAAACAAUAUGAUUCAGAAAGUCAGUUCCCAGCAGGUUAUGAGACAGGUUGUGAUGGAUUUAAGAUUUGAAUUAGCAGUACUAUAAAAUACAUUAUUAUUAAUUAUCCCGGGACCUUUGUUUUAGUCUGCGUUAUAAAGCCCUCUCUAUCCCCAUGUUUACAUCUUCACUCUGAGUUAGCCCGAUUCAAUUUAGAAACCAUCACCCGGUAAGUUCACGCAUGCAUGCAUCAGUAAAGGAUGAUGUUUCACAGGGUAAUGUUUCUUCUUAUAGGAUUCACUGCUGUCCUGCUGACAUCUAAAAGGUGUCCAAAAGGUUCGGUCUCUUAGAAUCCGCUCCCCUCAGUAGUGUGGAGGAUUCCCCAUGCUAUCAAGUUAUGGAGCCAAAGCGCUUAUAUGAUGGAGGAGGGAACAUGACACCGCAGGCUUCACACACCGACACAAACACAGGGCGCGCGCACAUACAUACGCACACGUACACAAAUACACUUACACGCACACACCGACACCGACACACACUCACACACACACACACACAUACACACAUACACUACACAUCUGGAGGUAAAGUAGUCAGUCCACACCUGUCUGUCUUAUACAGCAGGACGCACGGUAACUCUCUGGGCUCAUCAGAUGCUUGUCUGGACUCACUCGCUUGGCACGGCUCGGCUCGGCUCAGCGCUCUCUCUCUCUCUGACUGUCUCCAGCCAUGAGGAGCUCCGGGAUCCGGGCUGCGCCACUAUGCCGCGGGAUAUGAGCGACGAAGCAACGCAGUGCUGCGAACAGAACGUCCAGGUGCCAGUGGAUUAUCAGAGCGCCGGAGGUACAGCUGGCUUUUCCCAUUUACGUCCAUGAUCAGACGGGACAGCACACUUGGCAGAGAUGACAAAACCUGGUGGAGGCAGGAGGCAUCAACAACCCAGCAUCACCUGAAGAACUGGAAGGUGUUGUUAUGGGUGGUGGCUUCGUUGCUGACACUGGUGGAAGAUGUGUUUUCUGAGGACAGUAAAGAGGCUCAGUCGGAGAUUCAGCGUGUCCUCAAGCAGCCCUCCUGGUAUCCUGCAGAGGACCUGGAACAGGACAGUAGUGUCCACAUUCCCUGGCCUGAUGCCUUUGAAGAAUUGUCACUGUCGAAAGAAGAGGAAAUUCACCAGGAUAGAUGGCGGCGCUCCCCCCGUGAACCACACUUGCCCAGAACAUCAAGGAAGAACCGCACGAAGACCAAAAGCAGCCGUGACUGCCAUUUGGAGAGGAAGGAGAUGAGGGUGCGGGAUCUUGGCCUCGGCUAUGACUCAGAUGAGAUAAUCCUCUUUAAAUACUGUGUUGGCACAUGCCACAGCUCCCGCAGGAACUAUGACCUGGCCCUCAAGACUAUGAUGGACAAUGGGAGCAUCUCCGGAAAAAAGGUCAGCGGUCACCCCUGCUGUCGGCCUACCCGCUAUGAGACUUUGUCCUUUAUGGACACCCAAACUACAUGGCAGACAAUUAAGUGGCUCUCUGCAGCCAACUGCAGCUGUGUGGGCUGACUGCAAAGAGGAGUGUCUAUCACAAAUGCACAAAUUCCCAUAAGCUCUUGUAUGGAAGAGCAGGAUAUUGUGAGGCCUGGUAUGUACAUUGGGUGACUCACGCCUUGUUCAUGUGGUCUGAAGCCAGGGCCUCAGUUGGGAUCCACAGUAGUGUGGACAAAGCCUUCCCUUCGUUCAUAACUCAACUUCAUCGAGGUUUAGAUACUUCUGGACAGAGUCUGAUGGCAACUGGUUACAUUUCUAAGCACACAUCUUGAGUUAUAUCAGCAGAAUUCAUAAUACAUCUUUUUGAAAGGGAGCUCUCCCCAGUUUUCUGAUAAUUUAGCUGAUUCGUUAGUCCUACAGUGGAAGGGACUAACGGGAUGCAGAAUUAUUGGAACAGGUAUGGAGGGUAACAUUUGAUUUAAUUUGUUUUUACAAGGGAUUACUUUAAGCAAGUUAAUUAGCAGAAACUGAAGCAUUAAUAAUAAUUAAUCUGUGCUGAGACGUUCAUAAGUCUAAAAGCCAAAACCCAAAGACUAUCCAAUUACUUCUUAUCACUUAUUAAUGAGCCCUGUAAGGUUGUUCAUUUCAAUUAACGUGGAGAGCAGAAACACCACCAGCAUCAAUUCAGUAGCAUUAGCAUUCAGAGAAACAAGUGUUGAUGACAAUAUUGACCUAUGACAUUGUGAAGAAUGAUUUGUUCUCCCAAAUUCAAGGCAAUGGUAUUAUUUACUUUGUGUUACAAUUUUUGUAAUGUUACUUACUCUAAAUGUUCACUUACUCUAAAAGAAAAAACAUUUCUAGCUAAACUAAGGAUAAUGUGUUUGAAAAUUACAUCCACAUCAUCCACAUGCCUUGUUUGGAUAUGUCUCUUGCUUGCUUGAUUUAUAUAUAUCCACUAUUUGCAAUUAACAAUCUCCUCUUAAUUAAGCAACUGUAUGAAAAUUGCCAAAAACAAGGAAUUAUGGUUUUUCUUUCACUUUAAUAACAAGGUACAUUUGCUUUUGUUGAAUCUUUAUCAAUCAAGAGUUUCAAUGGUGAUUCAUGCUCUGUUUACCACAGCUCAAAAGGAACUGAGGGUGAACCCAGGAUGUCACUCUGACAACAUUUCAGACAAGCAUUUUUAUAUAAUUGGAAAUUAAUUCAGGCAAUAAGGGGUUAAAAGCAAAGGGGCUUGCUGGUCCUUGUGUAUUUUGGCCUCCUUUGAGACCCUCUGACAAUCGACACACCAAGCUCCACCCUCAUCUACAUGAGUCUUAAUGUUAUUUUCCAAGAUAAUUUAUUGGAAACUUGGUCCAUUAUCUCAGACAAAACCUGAUUAGGUGUGAAGCUACCACAUUUAUGUAUCCUGAUAAAAAUGUGAACCACUGGUGUAACCCUGAAAAGCCAGGGUAUAACCCUGAAGGUAUGUCACUAACCACAUGCCACUCGAGAACUUGUUUUAGCUCAGGUUGUUUGUAAUUCUGUCGACAGACUAUAGUAGGAUGCCAUCAUAAAUAUAGUCCUGAGCCAAACGUCGGCCUGACUGACAGACUUUUCACCACUUGGGCUAUUUUCAGAUAAGCUGUGACAUGAUACCACUCAGUCGACCUGUAGUUUAACAUAUGUAGUACAGCAAAUGUGAAGAAGAGAUUAUGGUAAUGAGAACUAAACUAUGCUUACGGCUAAUGACAGCUGAUAAUAUAACAAACUACCUACUAAAUAAAUGUAAAAAUCAAAAUGUUGAAUAAAACAGCCUUUUGUACAUGAUACAUCAAUAUUGCAUUUUUUUAUGAAACAACCUAGCGUAUGGUUAUUUUUCAAAAGCAAAGAACAGGAAAUUAUCCUUUACUGGCUUCCCAACCAACACUUUCAAUCGUGUUUUUGCCAGCUCUUUGUAGGUGCCAGCGAUUUACAUGUUUGUGUGUCUUUGUACACACUGUUAAAACUUAAAUGUAUGCAUGAUACAUGUAUCCAUUAUCUAACUGCUUAUCAUUUUAGGGUUGAGGCGCUUACAUCUACAUAAUCUGCAGUUAUAACAUAUUAUUAGUAUUAUUACUAUUAUCAGUUUCAUAGUGUUAAAUGCUGGCUCUGGAUCUAAAUGUUAUGCUGCAGUAUCAAUGGUAUGAGAUGUUUAUGUUACGUCAGUCGACCACAUAUACUUUGCAGUUUCCAGCCCUUGCACAUCUGACCAGUUCUCAAGACAGUAUUCAUUCAUUCUACUUGGUUUGUUGCCACUGUGUAUCUCUGAAAAGCAUGUUUCCACAUACAGCACCAGGAUAACAGAGCACCUCACUACUAAGCUCACUGAAAGACUUAAUUUUCCAUUGUUUUUUGUUAUUGAAGAUUGUCUGAAGAAUUCUUACAGCCAAGCCCUCACAUGAAGCUGCACAUUUCCUUUCAAUUACUUCUCAUGUUUUUAUGACAGGAGAAAAUAGUGAUGCUAGUGUCCGAACAAAAUCCCACAGGACCGGCUCAUUGUAUCAGGAGAAAAAACAUUCUUUGAAAUUAAUAAAAGAGUACAAGUCUGAAUCUACUCAUAGCUUUGGUAACAAACUUGUUUUUUGCAACAAACAGCUGCAAACAUAUACAUAGCCAGCCAGAUGCAUCAUAUAAGUAAAGCAGACAGCUUUGGACUCGCUGGAUUGUAUAUCCUUUCAGCAUAAAAGAGCUAGGCUAAGUGUUUGAUUGGACUAAGGGUGCUUCUCAUUUUUUAUCAGUUACUUCCAUAUAAGAAUGUUCGAGAGAGAUACCCCUGAACUGAUAUGUGAAACAGCAUGUCUUUCUGAUAACGAUGACACAGCUAAAUCAGUCUUCAAGUGUUAACAGCACGGUAUGACCCAAUGUGUGUAUUUGCAAAGAUUAUGUGAUGUGUUUUCCAAUAAUAAUUUUUGCUGCUCUUUCACCCCAGAUAGAUGUUUUGAUAAUAGUCAGUUGUUAUGCCUCCACACCAGCAAUAGCCAGUGGCCCAUGGAAUUACGUGAAACAUUUCGUGAAACUUAUGAAUGCUAUAUCUCCGAAAAGAUUCAUACAGACUUAAAUUGAAUGUCCUCGUCUAGGCUCUGUGAAUGAAAUCCUGUGGCACACUGGAGUGUCCCACCUAACCUGGUAAUUUCUGUUUAACUGUGACAUGGCAGCUAAGAGGAUCAAAGCAAUGAAAAAAAUGUAGUUGCACUCAUUAUUGAUUAAGGACAGAGGAUAUCACACCAUGUUAAUUUUAUACAAUGAUGGAAACUAAAGGCAGUGCUGUGUAGUAACCAGUAAGAGCAGGUCAGGGCUACUUUCUGCUGGACAACAUAGAGAUGUAGCACACUUCCUCACUUUGCUGUGAUUUGAUUUUUAUUUGGCAUGGAAAAUUCACAAAACGCAAUGAAAUAUGUUUCUAGCGAGGCUAAAACAUUAUCACGUUAACAUUUGUUUUGAAUUUUAAUUUUGACAUAGUGAUACAUAGUAAUUUUUUCAUUUCAGUUUUUCAUUACUUCUACGCGAAAUUUUUCAUUUUGAUUGAAAAAGUUUUUACAACUGAAAGACAACAGAUUGUUCCUCUCCCUGACCAUUAAAUUAUCCAGGUUAUCAUGAGAAAAUAGCCAAGAUAAAUGAAUGAUGAUGAUGAAGUUGUUUCAUGUUUUGUUUAUCAACCGACUGUUAUCCAGAAAAAGGACAUGGAUUGAGGAAAUUGAUAUGAUGGCAGAGGAGUAGGGAGAACGAAAAAUAAGAAGCACCCGAAACAGAGGUGAUAUUGGUUUCAGGCUCAUUUGACUGUCCACAGGCAUUUUUCUCAAAAUGUAGAACUCCUUAGUAUACUUCACCAAAAACAAAAGUGAUAUGUGAGAUUCUUUGAUUAUGAAAAAUAAUUAUCUGUUUCGAAAUAUUGGUUGAAUGUGCUUUUGCCGUUUGUAGUUAAGUGAUUUCUGAGGCCUUUUGUGACUGUUCAAGUCAAAAUGUAACUUCUCUAUUAGAUGCUAUGCAUCAUGUUGCCUUACUGUACAUAAGAGUAUUUAUUGUUUUAAAUUAUUUAAUUUAUUAUGUAUUUGGAUAAAUUUGGUCGCAGGAUGUUUAAUCUCAAUGAAGUAGCCAGGUAUUACUUGUAUUACAUAUAUACCCACAGUUCUGUGAAGGUCAGAGUUCAGACUUUAGCUUAAUCUUCCGUGUCACCUACAAACUAUGUUUCUAUACAAAUUUGUGUCCUGUCAGAAAUAGAAUCCGUCAUUAUUGUCAGAGUUUGUUUUUUUUCAAUGAAUUUAUCAGAAGCAGAGGAGUCUGGUGUAGGGGGUUGAUGUGAUAUCAGAUGUAGGCAGUGCAUGACUCACUGUCGCUGGGUUCUGACACUCUGCAUAAUGCUCAUCAACAAUGGUUGCUUUGGUUGAUUAACAGUGAACAUUCAUGUUGUGUCUAGAGUCACUGUGAACUUUUACUCAUGAAACUAGACUACUGAGCUUUCACUGACCUUAACUAAGAGCUUUUGCUUAAUAACAGUUGAGUCACUACAAGGGGAGGUUGUUCUACGACAACUAACACUGUGAACAUCUGACUGAUAUGUUCAGUAUCAGUGCAUUAGACAAUUUUUUAAUUUAUUAGUCAAGUAUAUAAAUAAAAAUGUCCUCAUUGUGUAUAUAGGAAACAUAAUCCUGUUGUCGUUACAUGUUAUAUCAAAUGUAUUGCUACUGUUUCUGUAUAGACACAUAACUUUAGGGAGAAAGGGUUGUUCAAUUCACACAUGUUACAAUCAUUCAGGCCCAAAACUUGCUUAUAACACAUGUUGAGCAAGACUCCUUCAUGCCCUAACCACAACUGGGUAUUUGUGUAUAACACGUCUUUCAUACACAUUCAAUGUUCUGCCAGUGGACACUACCAAGGUCUGCUGUAGUGCUCUUACACUAGGAUCGGCACUGUACUGUAUAUCUAAACCCAGUAGUACAGUAUUCACCUAUUAACCUCACAUAAGAAGUGUUCAUAGUCUUCAUAUUCAUCAUGGUACUGUAUUAUCUUGAAUAUAUUCAGUGUAUUCUAAAAAGCCUUCUGGCCACUGUUUUGUACAUUGUUAGUAAUAAAACAUUUAAAACUUU